This is a messenger RNA of Pungitius pungitius (ninespine stickleback), 1110 nucleotides long. RefSeq names its product ISY1 splicing factor homolog (gene isy1). The record is from RefSeq and is a predicted model, not a curated record. Gene Ontology annotation, cellular component: post-spliceosomal complex; post-mRNA release spliceosomal complex; catalytic step 2 spliceosome. The transcript is spliced from 11 exons. Lineage: Eukaryota; Metazoa; Chordata; Actinopteri; Perciformes; Gasterosteidae. Gene Ontology annotation, biological process: generation of catalytic spliceosome for second transesterification step; mRNA 3'-splice site recognition. The coding region runs from base 141 to 992 and encodes 283 amino acids.
ACAUACGUCACUGAACCGGAAGCAGCCACAGAAUUACUUCCUGUUUGUGCGUCGGCGUGUGUGGUUCGUUUUGUUUCCCCCCUCAUUUCGACUUCUCCACAAGCGGGUUCUUCAAAAGUACAUACCAAGCAGCAGCAGACAUGGCGCGUAACGCCGAGAAGGCCAUGACGGCUCUGGCUCGGUUCAGACAGGCUCAGCUGGAGGAGGGGAAAGUCAAGGAGAGGAGACCUUUUCUGGCAUCAGAGUGCAAUGAACUUCCGAAAGCAGAGAAAUGGAGAAGACAGAUCAUCAGUGAGAUCUCAAAGAAGGUGGCUCAGAUCCAGAAUGCCGGUCUCGGGGAGUUCAAGAUUCGGGAUCUGAACGAUGAGAUCAACAAGCUGCUGAGGGAGAAAGGUCACUGGGAGUUCCGGAUCAAAGAGCUGAGAGGACCGGACUACGCGCGAGUCGGUCCGAGGAUGUUGGACCACGAGGGGAAGGAGGUUCCGGGAAACCGAGGGUAUAAAUACUUCGGAGCGGCCAGAGACCUGCCCGGAGUCAGAGAGCUGUUUGAGAAGGAGCCUGCCCCGGCGCUGAGGAAGACGAGGGGGGAUCUGAUGAAAGAAGUGGACGCAGAGUAUUACGGCUACAGAGACGAAGACGACGGAGUGCUGCUGCCUCUGGAGGCUCAGUACGAGAAGCAAGCUGUGGUGGAGGCGGUGCAGAAGUGGAAACUGGAGAAGGAGGCUCGCCUGUCCGGAGACAAGCCACAGGAGGAAGAGGAGGAGGAGAGCAUCUACAAGGUCCACAGGGAGGAGCCUGAUGAGGAGGAGAGCCGGGAGGAGCAGGGGGGAGAAGAGGGGGAUGUCACCUUCCUCGCACACGUACCUGUUCCCUCACAGAAAGAGGUGGAGGAGGCUCUGGUCAGGAGGAAGAAGAUGGAGCUGCUGGAGCGUUAUGCCAGCGAGACGCUUCAGGCUCAGAGUCAGGCGGCCAAAACUCUGCUGGGACUGUAACCCGUCUGUGUCUGACUAACCCGUCUGUUGAUGUAAAUAUCGUCUUUUUCUUCUUUUUACCCCACCUGUUUCUUAAUAAAAAAGAUCUUCAGCACAGUGUGUCCUUCUCUGCGUGAUU